This is a messenger RNA of Penicillium cinerascens, 2256 nucleotides long. RefSeq names its product sterylglucosidase 1. The transcript has 4 exons. Bases 1 to 2256 code for a protein of 751 amino acids. Gene Ontology annotation, molecular function: steryl-beta-glucosidase activity. The record is from RefSeq and is a predicted model, not a curated record. Gene Ontology annotation, biological process: ergosteryl 3-beta-D-glucoside catabolic process; carbohydrate metabolic process. NCBI's taxonomy places the organism in Eukaryota, Fungi, Ascomycota, Eurotiomycetes, Eurotiales, Aspergillaceae.
AUGGGUGCGUUGCGUCUGCAUAUCGAGGGGAAGUCGUUUCGCGACCCGAAACAUAGGGAGAUUAUUUUGAGAGGCAUCAACGUCGCCGGCGAUGCAAAAUACCCCAAAUCUCCCGACAUCCCUUCCUUCGUUUCCGACAAGUUCUUCGAGGCCGACGACGUUUCGUUUGUAGGACGGCCAUUCUCCUUGGAGGAUGCACACACUCACUUCAAGAGGCUGCGUAGGUGGGGAUACAAUGCGAUUCGAUAUAUCUUCACCUGGGAGGCUAUCGAGCAUGCGGGGCCGGGUAUUUACGACCAGGAGUGGAUCGCGUUCACCAUCGAGGUUCUCAGGGUAGCGAAGCAAUAUGAAUUCUAUGUUUUCAUGGAUCCGCAUCAGGAUGUGUGGUCGCGGUUGUCUGGAGGAUCCGGAGCCCCGAUGUGGACGCUUUAUGCGGCAGGACUGAACCCGAGGGGUUUCAAGGACACCGAGGCAGCCCUUGUUCAAAACACCUAUGAUGAUCCUUCCCAGUUUCCAAAGAUGAUCUGGAGUACCAACUACACUCGUCUCGUCUGUCAGACUAUGUUCACUCUAUUCUGGGCUGGACGAGACUUUGCACCAAAAGCUGUCAUCGAUGGCAUGAACAUUCAGGACUAUUUGCAAAGCCAUUUUAUCUCAGCUUGUAAAUACUUGGCCCAAAGAAUUCAUGAAGCUGGGGACCUGGAACAUGAGGUGGUAAUUGGCUGGGAAAGCAUGAAUGAACCUCACCGUGGCCUCGUGGGCGUUCAAGAUAUAUCCGUUGUUCCAGCAGAACAGCAGCUCCAGCUCGGGACAUCUCCAACUGCAUUUCAGGCUAUGUUGACAGGUGCCGGGCGUGCCUGUGAAGAAACAACGUGGGCCUUCGGCGGCUUUGGCCCGCACCAAACUGGUCGCGAACUUGUCGAUCCCGAGGGUGUAUCCGCUUGGCUACCAGAGGACCAUGACGACAGUAAAUAUGGCUGGAAGCGCGAUUCUGGUUGGAAGCUUGGAGAAUGUAUCUGGGCUCAGCAUGGAGUUUGGGAUACAUACACAGACACGCUGUUGCAGAAAGACUAUUUCUCAAAGGUCCCCCGAACUGGCGACAAACUGGACUAUGAGAUAUUCACCAACACCUACUUUUUGCACCACUAUCAAGCAUAUCGAGAUGCCAUUCGGGAUGUCUGGCCAGAGGCCAUCUUGCUAUGCCAACCGCCUGUCAUGGAGGUUCCCCCCGACCUGAAAGGCACCGUCGACGAUGAUCCCAACAUGGUGCAUGCAGUUCAUUACUACGACGGUUUGACUCUUUUGACUAAACAUUGGAAUCGACUGUACAACGUUGAUGUUAUCGGUGUCCUUCGGGGCAAGUACUGGGCGCCGGCCUUUGCAGUCAAAAUUGGCGAGACUGCCAUCCGGAAUUGUCUGCGAGAUCAGCUUAAAUUCCUUCGAGACGAGAGCUUAAACUACAUGGGAAAUCACCCGCUUCUUUUCACGGAAAUUGGCAUACCAUAUGAUAUGGAUGACAAGCAUGCCUACCAGACUGGUGAUUAUAGCAGUCAGACCAGCGCCAUGGAUGCCAACCAUUUUGCUUUGGAGGGUAGUACAUCCAAUGGCUUCACCUUGUGGGUUUAUGAGACAGAGAACAACCAUGAAUGGGGAGACCAAUGGAACGGGGAAGAUUUGUCCAUCCUUUCCCGAGAUGAUUUGGAGCUGCCAUGUGGAAGCACUCUUCGCUCGCUCAAUCCCCAGUCCCCUGCCUACUCUGAAAGCCACAGCAGCGCGGAAGAGCCUCAGGUCGAACCGCGCAAUCUUAAGCAGGCUCUCACAUCUCCUUCGAUAUCCAGUGAUUCCUCUCCACAAUCAAAAGGCUACCGCGCUGCAGAGGCAUAUAUUCGGCCGAGUCCCAUCUACGUCAGCGGGAGUCUAAGAAGCCAUGUUUUUGAUCUUCGAAACUGCACAUUCACCAUGAAGUUAACUGCUAAAACGGCUACUUCGACUGACGCACCGACUGAGAUAUAUCUGCCCGACUUCCAUUUUCCCGAGACAAACACAGUCGUUGCGGUCAGUGGAGGCAAGUGGGAGCUUGACUACCAAGAAAUCCAGUCCAUCAAGGUUCAGCGACUACGAUGGUGGCAUGCGGAAGGGGAGCAGGAUAUCAAGAUCGAGGGCAUCAAGCGCCAUCCGGGCGAGUUUGCCAAUCCCUCCGGUGACGAUGUGACCUAUCUUGAACAAUGCCAGCAAGGCCAGUGCAUGAUUAUGUGA